Pelodiscus sinensis (Chinese soft-shelled turtle) is the source of this 3393-nucleotide messenger RNA. NCBI's taxonomy places the organism in Eukaryota, Metazoa, Chordata, Testudines, Trionychidae. The record is from RefSeq and is a predicted model, not a curated record.
UUUAGCUUGAUUGACUAAUUGUCUUUUCAAAUCUUAAUUUCUAGAUAAGAGUCUUGAGGAGGAUGCCCCUGUGGACUUGGAAGAGGAAGCAGAAGCAGAAGUGAAGCUGCCUUGCCCUAUACAAAUUGUCCUUGCACGUGAAGAUGACCAUAACUUUGAACUCGAUGAAAAGGCAUUGGAGCACAUUUUGCUUCAGGAGCACAUAAAAGAUCUCAAUAUAGUAGUUGUAUCUGUAGCAGGGGCUUUCCGCAAAGGGAAAUCGUUUCUACUGGACUUCAUGCUUAGAUAUAUGUACAACAGGAAUUCCUCCUGUUGGAUAGGUGGGAACAAUGAGCCAUUGACUGGGUUUACGUGGAGAGGUGGAUGUGAAAGAGAAACUACUGGCAUUCAGAUAUGGAGCGAAGUGUUUGUAAUUGACAAAUUGGAUGGAACAAAGGUGGCUGUACUACUUAUGGAUACCCAAGGUGCCUUUGAUAGCCAAUCCACUAUCAAAGACUGUGCGACGGUAUUUGCUCUGAGCACCAUGACAAGUUCUGUCCAGGUUUACAACUUGUCCCAGAACAUUCAAGAAGAUGAUCUCCAGCAUUUGCAGUUGUUUACAGAGUAUGGAAGACUUGCUAUGGAAGAAAUUUACCAAAAGCCAUUUCAGACACUAAUGUUCUUAAUUAGAGAUUGGAGCUAUCCUUAUGAACACUCGUAUGGCCUGGAAGGAGGAGAAAACUUUCUAGAAAAGAGAUUGCAGGUAAAGCAAAACCAGCACGAAGAGUUACAGAAUGUAAGAAAGCAUAUUCGCUCCUGUUUCAGCAACCUUGGAUGUUUCCUCUUGCCUCACCCUGGUCUUAAAGUUGCAACUAAUCCAAAUUUUGAUGGGAGGUUGAAUGACAUUGAUGAUGAUUUCAAGAGAGAGCUGCGGAAUCUGGUUCCUUUACUACUUGCUCCUGAAAACUUGGUAGAAAAAGAGAUCAGCGGAUCCAAGGUGACUUGUAGAGAUCUUGUAGAAUAUUUUAAGGCUUACAUUAAAAUCUAUCAGGGAGAGGCGCUACCUCAUCCUAAAUCCAUGCUCCAGGCAACAGCUGAAGCCAACAAUCUUGCUGCAGUGGCAGGAGCAAAAGACACGUACAACAAAGGCAUGGAGCAGGUGUGUGGUGGAGAUAAGCCUUACAUCGCUCCCUCUGACCUAGAGAGACAGCACCAGGGUUUUAAAGAGUCCGCUGUCAAACAGUUCUGUGCUGUGAAAAAGAUGGGAGGAGACGAGUUCUGUCACCGCUACCAAGACCAGCUGGAAGCAGAGAUCGAUGAAAUCUAUGCAAACUUUGUGAAGCACAACGAUGGCAAAAACAUCUUCUAUGCUGCUCGCACCCCUGCCACCCUCUUUGCGGUUAUGUUUGCCAUGUAUAUCAUCUCAGGACUGACUGGCUUCCUGGGUAUGAGCCCCAUAGCUAGCCUGUGCAAUCUCCUCAUGGGGCUGGCGCUGGUAUCCCUUUGCACGUGGGCCUAUGUGAAGUACUCGGGGGAAUUCCGAGAAGUUGGAAUAGUCAUUGAUCAAAUUGCUGAAACACUAUGGGAACAGGUAUUGAAGCCCCUGAGUGAAAAUUUGUUGGAGGAUAACAUGAGGCAGUCUGUAACAAACUCGAUCAAAGCAGGCCUGAGUGAACAGGUGUCUCACCAUGCCAGAUUAAAGACAGACUGACAGUUCAUCUCCUCUUCAGCUCUGCCCUCAUCCUAGACAUGCUUGCUGUACAAGAACUCAAUAAAAAUAAACCAAAGUUUACAAUCAACUCUAGCAGUAGUUUAGUGUGACCGGCUUCACAGAUUGGUGCCAUCAAAUGUGCAAAAUACAUUUGUCAACGUGAAGCAUUCGCUUUAGUCUGAGACAGACCAGUGCCAUGGAGACUGGUAAGUGUGGGGACUCGAAAUACAGUUGUAGUGUAUUGUGCACACUGUGUGCCAGCAUGAGUGACUUUCCUCCUUUUCUGGGAGGCUGCAAUCUCUGAUGUACAAUGGAAAUGUAUCCUCUGUACAAGGAUGUUUCAGGGAAGUAAUUUUCAAAUGUGUACAAGGAAAUCUUUUACCAGUGUAUUUAGCCACCCAAUAUCCCAUUAGAACUUUGACGUGUGGAGUAUUUAUAAAAGCACUGCAUCGAGUCCAAUUGAAAUGUCAGUGCCAGCUGACAGUGAAGCCAUCAGUGAGCCACUGUAUAAAGAGGAGCUUGCUUUACUGCUUUUUUCACCAGUGUUACCCCAAGGCAUGUGCUGGUUCCUCUCAAUGACAUUAGAACUGCUGCAAUGAAGGGAGUGACUCAAAAUGUAUCUGUCUUGCCUUUCUGAUUCACAGACUUUGUCCUACAGGAGAUGCAUAUCAGAAAACUGAGCUGUCUUUUUCUGCAGUUUAGCCUUCAUGUAUAUAACACACGAUUAAUUUUACUGGGGAAGUUCCAUCCAAAAGAAAGUUGCCUACAACUAUGAAGCAAUGAGUUAGGCUUGUCUGUACAGAGUGUUUAGUUUUAUUUUUAAGAAGUCAGAUAGGGCGUGUAUAUGAAAUAUAAAUAUAUAAAUACAAUUUUGUAUCAAAGUUUUGUAGUUUAUGGCAAAACCUGGUUCUGUGGUAGGCUAAGUCCAGUCCCUGUGACAGAAUGCUUGUGGCUCACGUAACUGUGUGAAUGCAUAAACAGUUUGGCGUUUUUUGAUAUAUUUGUGAUAUUUACCUGCCCUGAGCACGGCGAUCUCUCACCCACUGGGAAAUCAAUGGAAUGUUGGUUGUGAAACUUCUUGUCCUCUGUUGCAUUUUAAAGUUUUCCUGUAAUUUAUUUUCAGUACAUGAUUAAAAUAAGUUGUGUAUAUAUGAAAUGAAACUCAUCUUUCUUCUUUAAGAAAUGCUGGCAUAUGUAUUCCACUACAUAAAUCACGUCAGCUAUUUAUUCUCAAAAGGUAAAACAAGGAUUGCAUGCUGUAUUUAGCACAAAUAUGCUCCAGUUUUUAAUGAAGAUGAACUUGAAAAUACAUUGUUCCCCUUUCACUUUGGCAUAUGUUUGAAAGAGAACACUGGUUAGCUCGUUUUGUAAAAAAAAAUAAAAAUAAAUGUGUGGUGGUAUAUCAUGCGGAUUGAUAUCCCAUAAAGCACAUUACUUCACUUGUUGAGCUGCAUGUCAAUUUGCAAACGCUAUGGAUUGUAUUUUUCUGAAACUUUGUUUUGUUAUGGAUUGUGACCUUCAAUUCCAUAUGUAUUAAACUGAUAUUAUCUGAAGUGUUCUCAAAUAUAUAAACGAAGCCUAAGCAAGGGUAACUAAAUAGCAUCUUAGCUGUUUUUCACCUGAAAAUGAUCAGUUUGUGCAAUGGAUUGUUUUGCAUUUAUAAUUACAUAGAGAAAGUAUUAAACUGAUUGGUUAAAGCUCCU